This is a messenger RNA of Zophobas morio, 1588 nucleotides long. RefSeq lists its product as uncharacterized. NCBI's taxonomy places the organism in Eukaryota, Metazoa, Arthropoda, Insecta, Coleoptera, Tenebrionidae. The record is from RefSeq and is a predicted model, not a curated record. Gene Ontology annotation, molecular function: acetyl-CoA transmembrane transporter activity. The coding region runs from base 659 to 1570 and encodes 303 amino acids. The transcript is spliced from 16 exons. Gene Ontology annotation, cellular component: membrane.
GUUUCGUAGAGCUUCUAUUUGUGCUGCCGAACAAAUAGGAACUUAUAAGGAGAAAAAGGACCCGCUGUGUAUAAACGUUAAAGUAAAAUGUCUUGUUUUAGUUAUUCUGUAUUGCUUACAAGGAGUUCCUGUUGGAUUGUCGUUCGGGAGUGUUCCUUUUUUACUAAAAAGAAAAUUAAGCUACACUGACCUUGGUUAUUUUUCAAUUUCUUCUUAUCCCUACAGCCUAAAAUUAUUUUGGUCUCCUAUUGUUGACUCUUGGUAUUCAAAAAGAUUUGGAAGAAGAAAAACUUGGAUUGUCCCUUCGCAAGUACUUUCCGGUCUAUUAUUCUAUUUUAUUGGCACUCAGAUAAACCAAUUAUUAAAAGUUGAGUAUAUUGAUGUAAAGCAACUUACCUUUUAUUUUUUCUUAUUGAUUUUUUGUGCGGCCACUCAAGAUAUUGCCGUAGACGGCUGGGCUCUUGAACUACUUCCAGCCGAUCGUUGCGAACUUGCCUCGACUUGCCAGACAAUCGGCAUCAAUGUAGGAUAUUUUCUCUCCUUCACCGUCUUUCUUGCUCUCAAUUCCUCUGAGUUCUGCUCUCGUUAUCUACCGUCUGUAGUUCAGUACUUCUGGGGCAGCACAGCAACUAAAGAACUACUAACACUUGGCGGCUAUAUGAAGUUCUGGGGAGUAACUUACCUUUUAUUUAGUCUGUGGCUUGUAAUAUUUGUGCGAGAGGACAGUUAUACACUUUCAGUAAAUGAAACUUCUAUGAACGAAUACCAGAAAAAUGAAGCUACCGAAAACUUAUCCAUUUGGGAUACCUACAAAACUCUAUUUGAUGUUAUUAAAAUGAAGCAUAUGUUAGCUCUGCUGGUUGUUCUGUUAGUUCAAAAAAUCGGCUUUAUGGCAAACGAUGCUGUAACACCUCUUUUGCUUAUCGAAAAAGGCUUUAAACGAGAAGAUAUGGCGCUGACCGUCUUACUCGACUUUCCAUGCCAGCUCGUUUUAGGAUAUUUGGUGGCCAAAUGGUCUACAGGCACCCGGCCUACGCGGCCUUGGAUGUACGCCCUUGUUCUCCGACUGAUAAUGGGGGGUGUUUGCAUGUAUGUGGUUUACAUAUUCCCGCCUGACGGUCGAGUUACGCCGGCUUACUUCCUUCUUGUGACUGCUGCAACAUUACUAACGUCGUUUGGCACCACGGCCAUGUUUGUCUCCCAGGGAGCUUUUUUUGCGAGAAUAAGUGACUCUAAAGUUGGCGGUUCCUACCAAACCCUGCUGGCCACCUGCUCUAAUUUUGGUGGCACAUGGCCCAAGUAUUUCGUGCUAAAACUUGUUGACCACUUCACUAUUGCGAAGUGCUCCACUACAGGACAGGAUUGUGUAACUGAACUCGGAAAGGCUGCCUGUCGGAACAGUUUUGCUUCCGACCAGACGCCGGGAGUAUGCCUUAUAAUACAGGAAGGGUUUUACUAUGUUUCUCUGAUAUGUAUUAUAUGCGGAUCUCUAUUGUACCUACUUUUCGUCCGACCCACCGCUAAGUACUUGGAAAGAUUGGAUGUUAGUGUUUGGAAAAUAUCUAAUUAAAAGUCUGCUUUCCCUUCC